Chenopodium quinoa (quinoa) is the source of this 819-nucleotide messenger RNA. RefSeq names its product hyphal wall protein 2-like. The transcript has 2 exons. NCBI's taxonomy places the organism in Eukaryota, Viridiplantae, Streptophyta, Magnoliopsida, Caryophyllales, Amaranthaceae. The record is from RefSeq and is a predicted model, not a curated record. Bases 1 to 819 code for a protein of 272 amino acids.
AUGGACCGUACCACUGGUCGGUUGUGCACUAGCAUACGCAACCAACUGCAAAGGUCCACUGCAGCAGGCAGACACACCUCACAGCUCACAGCAGGCAGACACAGCUCACAGCAGAUAGCACAGUUCACAGGCCACACAGAAACAACAGCAACUAGCUCACAACACAUACACAGCUCACAGCAGGCAUCACAGUUCACAGGAAACACAGAAACAGCAGCAACCAGCUCACAGCACAGUUCACAGAACAAAAACAGCACAUACACAACUCACAGCACAAACACAGGUCACAGCACAGAAAUAGCAGCAACCAGCUCACAACACAGAAACAGCAGCACACAGUUCACAACAAGCACAGCAGGCAGCACAGCUCACAGCUCCACAGAAACAGCAGACACAGAACACAACACAGAAACAUCAGCAACACAUCACAGAAAUAGCACAACUCACAGCAUCAUUGCAGGCAGCACAGCAGGCAGAUGGCAGCAUCACAUCAAGCAUGCCAGCAGGCAGGCAGCAAGCGCAGAAACAGGCAGGCAGCAAGCACAGAAAAAGCAUGACAGAAACAACAUGAUAGCACAGAAACACGACAAAAAUAGCACAGAAACAGAACAGAAACAACACAGAAACAUGACAGAAUUAAUACCAUCACCUCGGACAUCUCCUUUCCCGAUCAAUCGUUAUGCAAGUAAUACAGAAACAAAGAAACACGAAAUAAACGAAGAAACGGAGAACAUUUACAAAGAACUAAACAAAUUACCUGUAAAUCUGGAAAGUCAACUGGUGUUGGAUUAUGAAGCUCCCUCGAGUCCGCAUGUGUAG